AUGGCAGUGGAGUCCCCUGCUCUGCUGUCGGCGCUCAUCGCUUGGACGUCGGCGCAUCUGUCCUGCUUUGAAAAAUCCCACCGGCUCUCAGCGCUCCAAUAUCAGUCCUCCGCCAUCAUUUCACUGGCCUCGUCCCUCAAGUCGUCUCCUCCAACAAGUCUGGACACGACCCUUGCGGCUUGCUUGGUCCUGUGUGCCACUGAGGCUCUCGCUGGGGACACCCAGCGAUGGUACGAUCACCUCAAGGGAGCUCGAGACAUCAUUCUUUCCGCUCGCCUCCCCGGGCCCAAUGGAACGACGCUUGCUGGCCCUGAAUGCUUCAUGCGAUCGACGGACGGUGAGUGGCUCUUGCGCAAUUUCGCAUAUCACGACGUCUUGGCGAGCGUCACUCUCAACCAACCUCCCCUGAUCAGAGGGGCCUACUGGCUCCGAGAUUCCGGCCCCGUGUUCGACUCCUACAUGGGGGUUGGCGAGGGUCUUCUCGCCCUCCUGUCUCGCAUCAGCUGCUUACAAGGAGAGGAUCGGGUGGUCUCGGAUCUCGAAUUCUACAGUCAGGCUGCUUCCCUCGAGUUCGAGCUUGACCAUUGGACGUCCCCGCUGUGCUCGACCGAGGCCGUCAUUGCUUUGGCCGAAGCCUACCGCGGCGCCGCCCUCCUCCACCUGCAUCGCCAGUGCAGGGACCGGUUUCCGGCCGACGCAGGCGCCGUGGAGGCGAAGAUCCAGACCCAGGUCCACAAUAUCCUCAGCCAUCUCGAUCGCAUCCCGCUGGAGUCCCUGCCCGAGUGUGGCAUAUUGUUGCCCUUAUUCAUGGCUGGCGGGGAAGCCCUCGAGGAAGCCCACAGGCACAAAAUCUCCUCCCGACUCCGAUAUCUGGCCGAACAUCGUGGAUUUCAAAACAUCGAGCAUUCCAUUGAUAUUCUCGAAGAGCUCUGGCGGAUGCGACUCCUCGGCCAAAGUGGCCGUGAUGGGCAGAGCAUCGAUUGGCGCGAUGUCCUCCUGAUCAAGAAUUGGAAGGUCAUGCUGACCUGA
This is a messenger RNA of Cladophialophora carrionii CBS 160.54, 1029 nucleotides long. RefSeq lists its product as uncharacterized. NCBI's taxonomy places the organism in Eukaryota, Fungi, Ascomycota, Eurotiomycetes, Chaetothyriales, Herpotrichiellaceae. Gene Ontology annotation, cellular component: nucleus. The transcript has a single exon. Gene Ontology annotation, biological process: positive regulation of transcription by RNA polymerase II. The record is from RefSeq and is a predicted model, not a curated record. Gene Ontology annotation, molecular function: transcription cis-regulatory region binding; DNA-binding transcription factor activity. Bases 1 to 1029 code for a protein of 342 amino acids.